AUGGAAGAUGUAGAGAAGAAGAGGACAAGGGAGAGGAGAAGAAGAGGACAAGGAAAAGAAGAAGAAGGCAAGGGAGAGAAGAGGACAAGGGAGAAGAGAAAAAGAGGACAAGGGAGAGGAGAAGAAGAGGACAAGGAAAAGAAGAAGAAGGCAAGGGAGAGGAGAAGAGGACAAGGGAGAGGAGAAGAAGAGAACAAGGAAGAGAAGAAGAAGACAAGGGAGAGGAGAAGAGGACAAGGGAGAGGAGAAGAGGACAAGGGAGAAGAGAAAAAGAGGACAAGGGAGAGGAGAAGAGGAGGACAAGAAAGAGGAGAAGAGGACAAGGGAAAGAAACAGCUUGCAAGACCAAAAAAUAUGACAAGGCUAAAAAAUAAACAAACUUUAACAAUAAAACCAAAGACUAAUAUAUACAUCAGCAGUAACAAGAACGAUUUAACUUCAUAG
Molecule: messenger RNA, 444 nt
Organism: Procambarus clarkii (red swamp crayfish)
Lineage: Eukaryota; Metazoa; Arthropoda; Malacostraca; Decapoda; Cambaridae
Product: octapeptide-repeat protein T2-like
Source: RefSeq, a predicted model, not a curated record